UUUUCCUGCUAAUUAGCUAGCUGCACUUGUCUGAGCUGUUCUCUCCACCACUCCAAAGUCCAAAUCACACCAGCAACACCCACGAGAGAUGCAGUGAAGAUACAAAAAGUAGAGAGAUCAAUGGAGGCUGUGAGCGCCUCGCAUGGCGCAUUUGGUCCCCUGCUGGGGAAGCUCACCACCUUGCUCGCCGAUGAGUGUGCUCGGCUGAAAGGGGUCCGCCGUGAGAUCCGCUCCCUCAGAUCAGAACUCGCGAGCAUGCAUGCUGCACUGAAGGAGUAUACGAAGCUAGAAGACCCAAAUGACCAAGUGAAGACAUGGAUAUCGCUGGUCAGGGAGUUGGCCUAUGAUACCGAGGAUGUCUUCGACAAGUUCAUCCACCAGCUUGGCAGCGGAAGUAAUCAUGGUGGUUUCAAGGAGUUCUUCCGCAAGACCGCUCGUCGUUUCAAGACACUUGGGUCUCGUCGCGGAAUCGCUGACCAAAUUGACGAUCUGAAAGAUCGCAUCAAGCAAGUGAAAGAUCUCAAGGAUAGUUACAAGUUGGAUUAUGCUCCUUCUAGCAUCGCUGGCCCUCCAGUCGUGGAUCCCCGGCUGCAUGCAAUUUUUGCUGAUGAAGCACACCUUGUGGGGGUGGAUGGUCCAAGAGAUGAUCUUGCCAAGUGGAUGUUGGAAGCAAAUAACUUGUCCAAAGGAUGCAAGGUUUUGUCAAUUGUUGGGUUUGGUGGAUUGGGAAAGACAACACUAGCGAAUGAGGUAUGUCGCAAGAUUGAAGGGAAUUUUCAUUGUAAGGCUUUUGUAUCAGUCUCACAAAAACCAGAUGUAAAGAAAAUUAUCAAGGAUGUAAUAUCUCAAGUGGCAUGUGAAGAUGGAUCCACAAAAGAUACUAUUGAUUGGGAUGAAAAGAAGUCCAUUGCCAAGCUAAGAGAACUGCUAGAAAAUAAAAGGUAUCUCAUCAUCAUCGAUGAUGUAUGGUCUACACAAGCAUGGCACGCUAUCAAGUGUGCUUUUCCAGAGAAUGAUUGUUCUAGCAGAAUUAUAGCUACUACACGCAUCAUUGACGUAGCAAAGUCAUGUUGUCUGAGUGCUGACGACCGUGUGUAUGAAUUGGAAGCCCUAAGUGAUCUCCACUCUAGAAGAUUGUUUUUCAAAAGAUUAUUUCGCUCUGAGGAAGAUUGCCCUGAAAUGUUGAAGGAAGUUUCUAAUAAAAUUUUAAAGAAAUGUGGAGGCCUACCAUUGGCAAUUAUCAGCAUAUCUGGUUUGCUAGCAAACCGACCAGCCAUCAAGGAAGAAUGGGAGAAGGUUAAGAGGUCAAUUGGUACUGCACUGGAGAAAACUAACAGUCUAGAGGGCAUGAGUAGCAUACUAUCUCUUAGCUAUAAUGAUCUUGCACCUCAUCUCAAGACUUGCUUGUUGUACCUAAGUUUGUUUCCCGAAGACCAUUUGAUUUACAGAGAUAGGCUAGUGAGGCGAUGGAUAGCAGAAGGCUUCAUCUCUGAAGAGCGUGGACAGAGCAAGCAAGAGGUCGCGGAGAAUUACUUCUAUGAGCUGAUCAACAAAAGUAUGGUCCAACCGGUGGACAUUGAGUAUGAUGGAGAGGUCCGUGCCUGCCGAGUCCAUGACAUGAUGUUAGAAAUUAUCAUUUCAAAAUCAGCUGAAGAUAAUUUUACCACUGUGGUAGGUGGAGGUCAAACGAGUUUGCUAAAUCAUCAAGAUUCAAUUCGGCGGCUAUCAAUCCAGCACAUUGACAAGAAACUUGCAUCUGAACUGGCAAAUGUAGAUCUCAGCCAUGUUCGAACUUUGAUAGUAAUGCCAUCAUGUUGCAUCACACACUUGCCCAGUCUUGAUCGGUUUGAAGCUUUACGUGUUCUGGAUUUUGAAGGUUGUGUGGAUUUAAAGGACUAUGAUAUGGAAGGCAUGGACAAAUUGUUUCAGCUAAAGUACCUCGGCUUUAGGGACACACGUAUAUCAAAGCUACCAGCAGGGAUCGUCAUGCUAGGUAAUCUAGAGACGCUGAAUUUUGAGGGUACAUCUGUGAGAGAGUUACCUGCUAGAAUUACUCUUCUGACUGAACUACGACACCUAAUCGGACGUUUGAACAAGCUACCAUCAGGGAUUGGGGGCAUGAGGAACUUACAGCUGAUGCCAAGAUUUAUUAUUACCAUGCAAGAAACAGAUGUGUUGAAGGAUCUCGGGAACCUGAAAAGUUUGGAGGGACUCGAUGUGGAUCUUGGCGAUGAAGUAUCCUGCGAGGACAAGAGAUGUGAGAAAGAGGCGUUCCUCUCCUCACUGUGCAAGCUUGGCACCUGCAAACUCCGUUCUUUGGAAAUAAAAUCAAAGUACUGUGGUUCCCUCGACUUCUUAGAUUCCUGGUCCCCUCUGCCAUCUUCUCUUCAAAGGUUUGUGGCGGCCUACAGAGAUUCGUUCACGAAACUUCCAAAGUGGAUUACACCAGCACUCAUUAACCUUGCCGACCUCUGGAUCUGCUUAACUGAACUGACGGAAGAUGGGCUGCUUACCCUUGGGCAGCUCCCAUCCUUACUCCGCCUGCAACUACGGUUAUCAAAAAAGUUUAUUGCCACAGUCCAAGUCAUUUCUUUCCCAAAUCUGAAAGCGCUUAACUUCUCAGGAACAGCACAAGCAUAUGUUUCGUUUGCGAAAGGGUCAGUGCCCAAGCUUGAGUCAAUUGAAAUGCCAUUCAAUGCGUCGGAGGCAAAAGCUAAUGGCUUCUAUUCAGGCAUUGAGCAUCUCCAUUGUCUCAAAUUAGCUUACAUAUGGUGUAAUGAAGACGGGACACUACCAGAAAGAAAGGCUGCAGCUGCUGCGAUCAGGAAAGACGCAGAUGCCAAUCCCAACCAUCCUGAAUUUACUUUUGAGAACGAACCAUGGGAAGAGGACAAUGAAGAAACUGGUGCUGGUGACGAGGAGAAGAGCAACGAAGAUGGUGACACUGAUGAGGAUUAAAAUGCUCACAAACUGCAAGAGGUGACAAGAUGAAAAACUGAAGCUGACACCUCCUGAAAAGAGUGAUCUGGAGUCUCUCUCAACUGAAGUUGCUACUACUACUUUCUUGCUACAUACGACGUGUUAGAUCGCCUGUGUUCCUUACUUUAUGAUUCGGACUUGAGCUCUAUUAUUACUGCUAAUAAGGUACUCCGGUCCUGUCGGACAGUACUUGGAGUCUGAAUCUUGUACGCUGUUCUUAAGCCUGUCCCACUAGCUUUAUGCAUUCGGCAGGACCUAAUUUGUAUUUGUAUUCGGGAAUAUUUGUGCUGAAUACUUGAUUUCUGUUUUCAUAUAAUGCGUGGGCGAAUGCACUGUGUUUGAUUA
Molecule: messenger RNA, 3324 nt
Organism: Triticum aestivum (bread wheat)
Lineage: Eukaryota; Viridiplantae; Streptophyta; Magnoliopsida; Poales; Poaceae
Product: disease resistance protein Pik-2
Exons: 3
Coding region: 121-2958 (945 amino acids)
Biological process (GO): defense response to other organism
Molecular function (GO): ADP binding
Source: RefSeq, a predicted model, not a curated record